CUGAGGCGCUCAUAUGUAAGUUUUAAGAAUGGUGAACAACUAAAAUAAUUAAUAGAUAAUUUCUAAGUGGUAAAUUCACUUAUUUUUGUCAUUUAUAACAAGCAGAGAAGUUCUGGCAAGCCCCAAACCUUGGAAAAACUGCAGAACAAGACUGAGGUAGAUGUUGAGGAGGAGAAACAGAAGCAUAAAGACCAGAAUGUGAUAGUUCAGAGACAGCUUCUUUCCCCGGGCCAUCAGGCUGCUGAACAGCCAGUAGCAAGUUCUAGUUAAGUGUGCGGUGGUACAGUCCAACCAGAGUGGAGUGGUAUAGCCCUACCUGAAGCUGAGUGAGAUGCUCUCAUGCUACCUGAGGCUGUGCAGAGUUACUAGUCCUGUAGUGUAUACAGUAAUGGAUACAGUUGGAGCUAUCAUGUCAAACCUGCUGACCCUACAGAUAAACACAUCUUUGUUAUGGGUUAUAUCACUGAAUGGAGACUUUAUUGUGAGCUUUUGAAGCAUAAAGAGCAGAGGGGCCGGAGCGGGGAAGUGGGCGAGGACGUCAUGUCAGAGUUCUGGCUGAUCUCAGUUCCUCUGGACAUAGCCAGUUCCCAGUCUUUGGAAAAGUUCAAACGGGCUGCAGCCAAAGCCGGCCUCGGGAGCAGCUUCAGAUUCCACAUGCCUGAACUGAAGGUGGGCACUCUGGAUGUGUUGCUGGGUGUGGCUGAUGAUCUCUCCAGGCUGGACACACAUGCAGAAGGUGUGAUGCAGAAGACCUCCCAAUGUAUGGCUGAAGUCAUGGAGCACUUCAACGACAAACUCCUGGAGAACGCUCUGGCAAAUGGAGUGGAACUGGCUACAUAUUUAACAAAGUUCCAGUGGGACAGAGCCAAGUACCCCACUGCCCUGUCCGUAAAAUCACUGACCGAGAUUAUCUCCAAGCAAGUGUCUCAGGUGGAGAUGGAGCUGAAGUCCCGCAGUGCUGCGUACAGUAGCGUGAAAGCCAGCCUGCAAGGCUUUGAGCAGAGAACUGAGGGAAGCCUGCAGACCCGCACUUUAGCUGGCAUCGUGAAAAAAGAGGAUUUGGUCCUCAACUCGGAGUACCUCACCACCUUACUGGUAGUGGUGCCCAGGUCAGGUGAUAAGCUUUGGGAGAACACCUAUGAAUCCAUGUCCCAGUUUGUAGUUCCUCGUUCCAGCAGGAAGUUGCUGGAAGAAGAGGAUGCUGGGAUUUUCACAGUGACGCUGUUUAAAAAGGCCGUCCGUGAAUUCAAAGCUAAAGCCAGUGUUCACAAAUUCACAGUUCGAGAGUUUAACUUGGAGGAAACAGAGAAGCAGAGACAGGAAAUGAGCCGGCUUAGUGUGGAAAAGAAAGAGCAGUAUGGAACGUUUGUGCGCUGGCUGAAGGUGAAUUUCAGAGAGGUGUUUGUGGCCUGGAUCCACAUCAAGGCUCUCCGAGUGUAUGCGGAGUCAGUUCUCAGGUAUGGCUUGCCGGUCAGUUUCCAGACUCUUCUUCUGCAGCCAGAGAAGAAGCAUGUGAAGCGACUGAGAGAGGAGCUCCAAUUCUCAUUCACACACCUGGACCCUACAGCAGCAGCCAGCAAAUCAGAUAUGUCUCUUGACAUCCCAGGAGUUAACAGCGGACAGCAGGAGUACUACUCAUACAUCUGCUACUCCAUCAACAUUAACCUGCAGGGCUGCAGCUAGCAGUCAGAUGUAUAUAAACCACAAGAGACUUGACCUCAUAUUCAUGUAACUCAAAAAUGAGUAACAGCUAUGUCCUGAGUACUAUAGAGUUUUUCUCAAAGCAGAUCAACAGAGGCUGUAAAAGGUUCAUGGUACGGUCACCAUUAUUCAGACACCAAGAUGUUGGCAGGGGAAUACUUUUGGUGAGUAUCCAAUAUCUGAGUUGUAUGUCUGUUGAGGUCACUUUGUUGUUCAGUGUAAAAUAUAAUUUAAAAAUAUAGAUCUUUAUAUGAACUUGUCUAAACAAAGCGUAAAAUAUCUUAAAGCUUACAGAUGUUCUAAUUUUACUGUUCAUAUGCAAUGUAUGAAGCAUUUUUAGUCAUUUGUGGAGCAGGAAUGGUAAGGAUGUUACAGAAGACCACAGGAACUAGUGUAAAUGAUAUUUUUAAUGUGUAAAAUAACUGCUGUGUCAUUUUGAUGUCUCAAAUAAAUACUAGUUCAACUCUAGGUAAAGCCUGUGGUCUGUAAGCUUAAACAUUAAACAGAGUUCUAGCACGCUCUAGUGGUUCAAGGGUAAAUCUGCAGCAGGACAGACUCCUGAUAAUCCAAAACAAUGAUGACAGAACAGAUUAGUUUUACCCCAAAACACUUUUAUUUAUUUUUUUAUCUUAAAGCUAACAGAUACCAUGUACAAAACAAAGAAGACAGUAUUACAUUCUUCCCUUGUCCCAGAUCACUUCUGACAGAGCGCUCAUCGUCUUUAUAUAGGUUUACGUUUGUGAUUUCAAA
Messenger RNA from Astyanax mexicanus (Mexican tetra), 2451 nucleotides. It is a transcript of the gene atp6v1c2, whose product is annotated as ATPase H+ transporting V1 subunit C2. Gene Ontology annotation, biological process: proton transmembrane transport. The coding region runs from base 451 to 1683 and encodes 410 amino acids. The transcript is spliced from 14 exons. Lineage: Eukaryota; Metazoa; Chordata; Actinopteri; Characiformes; Acestrorhamphidae. Gene Ontology annotation, cellular component: vacuolar proton-transporting V-type ATPase, V1 domain; lysosomal membrane. The record is from RefSeq and is a predicted model, not a curated record. Gene Ontology annotation, molecular function: proton-transporting ATPase activity, rotational mechanism.